Molecule: messenger RNA, 981 nt
Organism: Cladophialophora bantiana CBS 173.52
Lineage: Eukaryota; Fungi; Ascomycota; Eurotiomycetes; Chaetothyriales; Herpotrichiellaceae
Exons: 4
Coding region: 1-981 (326 amino acids)
Source: RefSeq, a predicted model, not a curated record
AUGGCAACCACAACAGUCACAACCACUGAGACGGAAAGGGCAUUCAUCCCAAUCAAAGCUGAGAGUCUUCCACCCGUCCUCACCUUUGAGGCUGAUGCGGAUCCAGCAGAUGUCAUCAAAGCCCUGAAAAUCAGUGGCGGAUGCAGGGUCAAAGCAGCUGUUGAUAAGGACAUCCUUUGCCAGGUGGAAAGAGAGCUGCGUCCACACAUCGAAGCGGAUGUUGUGUGGGAGGGAGACUUCUUUCCAAUUCAAACCCGGAGGGUUGAAGGCAUGAUUGGCAAGAGUCCAAUCUGUGCUGAGCAUAUCAUCAACCAUCCGCUCUAUCAGGCUGUGUGCAAGGAGUUCCUGACGACCAAGAACUGGUAUUGGAGUGGACAGAAGAAAAUCUUCGCAACGUCGGAUCCCCAACUCAACAAUUCGAUAUGCUUCUCCAUCGGACCAGGAGCAUGGGAUCAGCCUCUGCAUAGGGAUAGUUGGUGUCACCAGACUAAUGAGCAAGAAGUCGCCGUUUAUCCUGACAAUUAUGACCGAGAUGUUGGCAUCGGCUGGUUCAUUGCUGGCAAACCGGCAACUCGGGAAAACGGUGCGACGAGGUUUAUUCCGGGCAGUCAUCUCUGGUCCAAGGACCGACCUCCUCAGGAGGAACUUGCUGUACAUGCAGAGUUAGAACCAGGUGAUGCCUUUAUGAUGUUGAGCUCAUGUUAUCAUGGUGGAUCUGCCAACAAGACAACAGACCAGGAACGCUUGCUCUUCAGUUGCUUCAUGACCAAGGGCUGGUUGCGCCAGGAGGAAAACCAAUACCUGGCAAUUCCAAGGGACGUGGUGCUUAAAAUGCCUGUUCAUAUUCAACAGCUCAUGGGUUACAAGCUAAGCCAGCCGUUCUGUGGGUGGGUGGAAAGUGAUGACCCACGUGUUGUUCUAGACCCGUCAUUGAAGGAUGAUCCGUCCGGACAUUAUGACGAGGAUGAAGACAAGCACUAA